AUGCUGCUCCUUCACCAAACCGGCGCCGUCAGGAUCGGCGAGGUGGUCCGUUACACCGUGACUUACACGCCCUCCGCCGACCAUAUCCUCCCGUCCCCCGAGUUCCUAUAUCUGCGUAUCAAGAACACCUGCGCCAUUGCUCUUCGCGCCGCCUUUGUCCACGGACCCUACACCCUCGGAGUCGCCGCAUACCCGUCAACCUUCAAACCCUUCGAAAAGUUCGACAACCCCCGUCGUUAUGGCGUUCCGGAAUUCGAACCUAUGCUCAAGGCCGGCGCUGUGUGGAACUGUCACCUGGUCGUGCCCGACAACAUCCGUCAGAGUGCUGGCGAGGGCAGCAGCAAACAUGGACAUUUUGGAAGUGGACCCGAGCAUGAUGGGGAUACUGUGACAUGGGUGGUCGAGGUUUCCUCUCAGGUUGUCUUUUCGGCCUCGGCGUCGGUCAACUAUGAGAUCCUGCUUGCGCGCGAUGAGAAGUCGCUAAAUCUCGGCUCUGUGGUGCCUGUUAUUGGAAACCAUGCGCAGGUUGCCCAACCAGGCCGGGUAAGCGACUUUCAACAGAGUUCGGGCUCGUCCAAGCACCACCCGGCUCAACCGAAGGGUGUUUUCUCCAAAGCCAUACACCUCAAGGUGGAGGACACCGCAGCUCUUUGGAACACUCCACAAAUACCAGGCUGGGAUGAUAAUGGAUGGCUCCGGGCUAGGGAGGCUGAGGAUCCCCCCGCUCCGGUUCGACCCGGCACGGAAAAUGUUAACUGUGACGAGGCAAGGCGGCAGCCGAAGCAAAAACAAAAGAAAGUCCAUCUCGUUGUGCUCACUCACGGGUUGCACAGCAAUCUCGGUGGUGAUAUGCUGUUUCUCAAGGAGAGCAUAGAUGCGACCGUGAAACAAGCAAGGAUUGAUGCGAAGGCGCGCAGAGCAAGGGUGCGAGCAGCAAGAAAGAGUGCGCGCGCAGGAACAGAUUCAUCUGUUGAUACUUCCGAAAACAGCAGCCAAAAUCCUACUCCAACUCCUGACCAGGGAGUGCAAACCAGCGGGGAUGCUUCUGACCAACAAGGAGAUUCUGACGGGAAAGAAGACCUCACUGAUGAUGAAGACGACGAAGAGGAGGACGUCGUUGUGCGCGGCUUCUCGGGAAAUGCGGCGAAAACGGAAAAAGGCAUCAAAUGGCUGGGCAAGCGGCUUGCUAGGUACAUUUUGUCCAUGACCUACCCCGAUCAGCCAUGCUUGCCCACCGCCAAAGCAGCUUCGGAUGCCAUCACGCACUCGCUCAAGACAGGCGCACAGAAAAAAGCCAUCGAGGAGGCCCAUAAGCAUAGCUCCGUCCACCAGGCGACGUCUCCGGGGGGCAAGCGACUGUACAAGUUCACCAAAAUCAGCUUCAUUGCCCAUUCACUUGGCGGCCUGGUGCAAACGUACGCCGUUGCGUACAUCCAAAAGCACUCGCCGCAAUUUUUUGACCUAAUUGAACCCGUCAACUUCAUUGCUUUGGCAUCGCCAUUUUUGGGACUCAACCAUGAAAAUCCGCUCUACGUUAAGUUUGCGCUGGAUUUUGGUCUGGUAGGGAGGACAGGCCAGGACCUUGGGUUGACAUGGAGAGCGCCAACUAUCGCACGGAACGGCUGGGGCGCACUCAUGGGGAAUCUCGGGGAGCAUGCCCACAAGCGUGUGUAUGGGGAGCAUCAGGCCGAGUCUAAGCCGCUGCUCCGGAUUCUGCCCACCGGUCCGGCCCACAAGGCACUUAAGAAGUUUAGGAACAGAACAGUGUACUCCAACGUGGUUAAUGACGGCAUCGUACCACUUCGGACAAGCUGUCUUCUCUUUCUUGACUGGCAGGGACUUGGCCGGGUCGAAAAGGCCCGGCGAGAGGCAGGUCUGGUGGAAACCGUCGUCGGGUUUGGCUGGGCUGAGCUGACAGGAGCCAAUGUCACGACUCCCAGGCUCGCACCUUGGUCGCCAGUCGAGCCUGAAGACAAAGACGAGUCUGGUGGCACGGGCAAGACAACCCCUACCGGCCUCGGUGACUCUCACCAGGUACCCCAACCACCGACCAACGCGAUGCUAGAAGACGAUCGGCAGAGUCUUAGGUCGAUUACUAGCCCGUACCGAGAAUCGCCCUCGGAAUUCCAGCAUCUCCAAAACUCAAGCACGACCACAUCGAAUCCCCUUUCCGGCCUUUUCAACUUCUUCCGUAGCGAAACGCCCAAACCUGUGCCCCCGGCGUCUCCCAAAGUAACCAAGAUCUACCAACGGAGCCAAACGCUGAAGCCAGAGCAGUGGUCUGCUUUAGACUCCGCCGCCACGUCCAGCUCUCGAGUGACGAGCGGGAGUGAGCUCACUGAUGAGCAAGAGAACAUGUCAGCGCCUCCAAGGACGACCAUCUUCGAGUCCGCCGGCGACCUACUUAACCCCAAGUUGCCCCCGAUGGAAUUCAUAAUCGACCCAUCCAAACGCCCCCGGACAAUCUUUCAUGACCGCGUUUAUCAUCCGACUGACAUCCCUCCGCCACCCAUCAAGGAGCGCUCUUCCAGCCCAUUGACUCUACGGCGACGGACGCCCACAGCAAACUCGUGUAAAACCAGUCAAAGCGAUACCUCCUCGCCACUUGCCAAACCAAUCGAAGAUAAACACACCGCCGUCUCUCAACAAUCCCAGAAGCCUCAAUUGCCCCAAACACCUAAGCAAACCACCAUCUCAGUCAACAGCGAACCCCUGACAACUCAGCUCUCCUCCCCUAACACGCCACCCGGGGCCACCACGGACGAUGUCAUCGAGCUCGAGAUUGACAGCUCGCAGAUGCGCGUCGAGGAGAAGAUCGCGCGCGCCUACCACCGCGGCCUGUCCUGGCGCAAGGUUCUCGUCAAGCUGGAGCCCGACGCGCACAACAACAUUGUCGUGCGCCGCACCUUUGCCAACGCCUUCGGCUGGCCCGUCAUCCAGCACCUAGUCGACGCCCACUUCUCCGACGCCGCCACCGCCCGCUGCCCCGACGAGGAUGAGCCCAACGCCGAGCGCGCCAAGGGGGUCGGCCUCGCGCCCAGCACGGACGGCCGCGAGACGAAAGAGACCGCGCAGGGCGCCAAUGCCCGCGGGGAGGGCGUCAGAAUCCGCGAGGGCGGUGCGGGCGUAGCGGCGAAAAGAGAAGAGGACGACGACGGACACGGCGAAGAGGGCGACACGGUGCCGGAGCUGCCGCGGAGCCCGAAACCGUCUCCGUCGCUGCCGUCCAGUGCCGCCGCCAACAGCAAUGCGCUGGGCGUGUUCGCGUCGCCGUCGUCGUCGUUUGAUAGCACGACGCAGGCGGGUGGGGGUGGCGGUGGUCGCACGCCAACUACCCCGCGCCCGCCGUUGGAUCGGCUGGAUUCGAUGACGAUGGAGCGAGCGUGA
This is a messenger RNA of Chaetomium globosum CBS 148.51, 3387 nucleotides long. RefSeq lists its product as uncharacterized. Gene Ontology annotation, molecular function: monoacylglycerol lipase activity. The record is from RefSeq and is a predicted model, not a curated record. The transcript has a single exon. NCBI's taxonomy places the organism in Eukaryota, Fungi, Ascomycota, Sordariomycetes, Sordariales, Chaetomiaceae. The coding region runs from base 1 to 3387 and encodes 1128 amino acids.